AUGUCAGACACGGAGGAGGUCACCGAGGAGUAUGAGCAGGAGCAGGAAGAGGAGUGCGUGGAGGAAGAAGAGGAAGAAUGGAUAGAGGAAGAUGACGGUCAGGAGGAGCAGGUAGAGGAGGUGGAGGAGGAGAGCACAGAAGCCAAGGCAGAAGAGCAAGAAGAUGAAACGAAAGCAGCAGGAGAAGGUGGAGAGGGAGAGCGGGAGCAGGAGCCCGGGGAAGGGGAAUCGAAGCCAAAACCCAAGGUCUUCAUGCCCAAUCUGGUGCCCCCCAAGAUCCCAGAUGGCGAGAGACUGGAUUUUGAUGACAUUCACCGCAAGCGCAUGGAGAAGGACCUGAACGAGCUGCAGGCCCUCAUCGAAGCCCACUUUGAGAGCAGGAAGAAGGAGGAAGAGGAGCUGCUGUCCCUCAAGGACAGGAUUGAGCAGCGGCGAGCGGAGCGGGCGGAGCAGCAGCGGAUCCGCAGCGAGCGGGAGAAGGAGCGCCAGGCCCGCAUGGCCGAGGAAAGAGCCCGCAAGGAGGAAGAGGAGGCGCGGAAGAGGGCGGAGGAGGAGGCGCGGAAGAAGAAGGCGUUCUCCAACAUGCUGCACUUUGGGGGAUACAUGCAGAAGUCAGAGAAAAAGGGUGGCAAGAAGCAAACAGAGCGGGAAAAGAAGAAGAAGAUCCUCAGUGAGCGACGGAAGCCCCUGAACAUCGACCACCUCAGUGAAGACAAGCUGAGGGACAAGGCCAAGGAGCUGUGGCAGAACAUCCAUGACCUGGAGGCUGAGAAAUUUGACCUGCAGGAGAAAUUCAAGCGGCAGAAAUAUGAGAUCAAUGUUCUUCGAAAUCGCAUCAGUGACCACCAGAAAGUCAAAGGAUCCAAGGGUGCCCGUGGGAAGACCAUGGUGGGCAGCCGAAGGAAGUAG
Molecule: messenger RNA, 909 nt
Organism: Melospiza georgiana
Lineage: Eukaryota; Metazoa; Chordata; Aves; Passeriformes; Passerellidae
Gene: TNNT2
Product: troponin T2, cardiac type
Exons: 17
Coding region: 1-909 (302 amino acids)
Biological process (GO): sarcomere organization; cardiac muscle contraction; regulation of muscle contraction
Cellular component (GO): troponin complex
Molecular function (GO): troponin I binding; tropomyosin binding; troponin C binding
Source: RefSeq, a predicted model, not a curated record